Pistacia vera is the source of this 1740-nucleotide messenger RNA. RefSeq names its product death domain-associated protein 6. The transcript has 3 exons. The record is from RefSeq and is a predicted model, not a curated record. NCBI's taxonomy places the organism in Eukaryota, Viridiplantae, Streptophyta, Magnoliopsida, Sapindales, Anacardiaceae. Gene Ontology annotation, biological process: male meiosis II. The coding region runs from base 155 to 1348 and encodes 397 amino acids.
GACUCCAACGUUCCUUUUUUCAAAAACCGUUGGAGCCCAAAUCCAUUUUUAAAACCCAAACUCUUAUUUUACAUCUCUGUCUUUCAACCUACAUUCCUGUCAUGUUCAACAACACCCUGUAACCCUCCAUUUUCACCAUUACCAAAGCCUUUUAAUGGGGUGUUUUCUCGGCUGUUUUGGUUUUUCUUCCAAAAGAAAACGUCGAAAACCGGCCAAUAAAGUGUUACCUGGAGACCCAAGACAUGGCAGUUAUGAGCCUCUGGAUUCAUCAGUUUCUACUCAUUUUGACAUUACAGAGAACCCCGCAAGCUCAGAUUCUCAGCUCAGCAAUAGGAUCAAAAUUGGGAAGAAGGUAAGCUUUAAUCUGAAUGUUCAAACUUAUGAGCCACUUUCAAAAGAAGAAACUGUAUAUCAUUUGCCCGAGAGCCAUGGAGAGGAAGAAAAAGAAAAGAGUGGUGCAGAAACAGCGAAAGGGAGCUUAUUUUCUGUUUCUGAAGGGAAUUCGACUGCUGCCAAAACGGGUUCAUUUCCUCCGAAUUAUAGAUACCAAAAAUUGACAGACAGCUAUGAAGAUGAAGAUGAUUUUGAAUACAAUGAAAGUGAUUUGGAUUUUGAUGAUGACUAUGAGGGUGAGGAAGAGAAUGAAGAAGAGUAUUAUGAUGAUGAUGAUGAGGGUGAGGGUGAGGAAGAGGAAGAGAAUGAAGAAGCGUAUUAUGAUGCUGAAAAUGAAGAUGUUGGUGGGGUUGCAAUUGACAUUGAUGAUCAAAGAGUAACCAAAAGUGAGUUCUUGAAGCAACUAAACUCACAACCUGAAGAAUUGUCUCAAGGAAUUUCUUGGAUUCAUUCAGCUGAGGACAAAAGCAACAACCAUAUUCAACUGCCUGGUUCAAUAGAUGGAGAACUCAAAUCAAUCGAUUUGAAAAGAAACGCUCGGGACAGGAGCCAGUUUGUAAAUUCUGUACUGAAUCCAGUAGAGAAUCUCACCCAAUGGAAAGCAGUCAAAGCAAGAGCAGCAGCACCUAAGCACCUGAGGAAGGAGAAUAAUGCAUUACAGCAAGAACCACAAACACCCUUUGAUUUCAAGAAAGGUUCCAAUAUGUAUCCUUCCAGUUUAGGACAAAAUCACAGUCAAUCAGAGGCUUUAGUGCAAGAGAUUGCAGUUAACGCAAGCCUUUCAAACUGGUUGGCCUCGCAAAAUCCUAACGAAUCCAAGGCCACAGGCAUCAUCAACAAUAGCAGCAUUUCUGUUGAGAACAUUCCACCAAAGAGAAGCAUGUUUGAUAGAUCAUGUUUACAGGAAAGCAGAGAAGACACACCAAUUUUAGACAUCACCAACUUGAAGGCCUAAUUGUUAGGUGCAAAUAUACGAAAAAAACUUAUGGAUACAAGCACAAGGAUGCUGCGAAACACAUUGUCAAAACCAAGAAGCAAACACAGGAAAUUCUGAGAAUAGAAGUGCAGCCAAAGUUGCUCCUAUUAAUCUUCCUAGUCUAUUCAAGUGUGAAACAAUAUGGAGUGUUGUUGUUUUUUAUGUUUCUGAUUCUUUUAUUGUAUUCUGACUGUAUUCAUAACCAUAAUGAUUCUGGAUAAUUUUGUGCUGCUGAGUGCUGAUAAAGUGGCUUUGAUUGUUUGUUGUAUGCCUUACUGUUUGCAUAAAGGUUCCAUAAUAUACUGUUACUGUAUAAUGUAGGAGAACUAUUUGAUUCCACUAUUUGAUAGUUUGUUGCUGUGCUUCUGUAA